AACACAACAUUGAUUUCAGCCAGUUCUAUCGCCGAAUCUCAUUUUUUGGUAACCGCUUCGCUCCCCGCACCACCUUUUGUGUCUGAACCGGACUCCAAUUCUGAAUUUCGCCUGCUGACGUCGCAUCCCAACUCGAUGUCCACCACCACUUCAUCUGAACAAUUUGUGGCCAUGCAGGCCCAAAUUACUUACCUGACUGCGCAAGUCACUACGCAUCAUACUAAACUUGACCAGAUCCGUUGCCUACUUGAAGAAAACCAGCAACUGCAUGAUGAGAAUGCUCAGCUGAAAGCCCAACUUGCUGCUGCUACUGCCAGCGCUCCUAAACCUACUGCUGCAACAUGUCCCACUCCAGCCACUCCUACACCUUUGGGUUCUGAUGAAUCCACCUUGGCCACUGUGUCCAAAAAAAUCCGCCCUCCACGUAUUAAGUGCACUGUCCGAAGCUUGGCUGCUUCAGUCCGUACUUUCAAGGAAGCUGAAGGCCCUGGUGGCUUCCAGUACCUCUACAUCCCUCGUUCCCGCAGACUCACCUGCCAAGAAGCCCGUUCUCAUCUUCACUGCCUUGGAAUCGACCCCUAUAGAAUUCUAGACAUAACUUUCCCUGCUCGCUCUGUUGUUGGACUUCUUAUCCACAACCAGUACUGUCCCUCUAUUCUUGCUACACUUGAAAAGCAUACCAUUAAGCCCUUCCUUGAUUUUGACCCUCUUGAUCCUGUCCACCUUGCUGAUCCCGAAAUCAAAAGUUUGCCCCUUGAGGAACAACACCUGUUUGCCAAGACCCUUCACUAUAGUCGAUGUGAAAAAGCUGUGGCCCGCCUUCCUUACCACCUUGCCUCGCCCAUUGCCCGCUCCUUUCUAGAUGAUGCUAUCUUUAAUGAGGCAGAUGUUUCUCGCAUUCUGAGUUCCUGCCGAGGUGCUCCCGUUUUCCCUGCUGAAGAAAAGUCUUCUGAUCCUGAUACCGAUAUGAUCGAUGCUAAAAGUGAACACACCCAAGCCUGUAGCGGCACACUCUAAAGAUGAUUGAUCCCAAUCACCCCUUCACUCCUUCCUUGUCAACCUCUCUUGCCACUCAUUCUCGAUCGCCCUCACCUCCAACCCCACUCACUCCCACCACUCCCUUCCACAUCGGCCUAUGGAAUGCUAAUGGCCUUCAAGCCUC
Radiomyces spectabilis is the source of this 1162-nucleotide messenger RNA. RefSeq lists its product as uncharacterized. NCBI's taxonomy places the organism in Eukaryota, Fungi, Mucoromycota, Mucoromycetes, Mucorales, Radiomycetaceae. The record is from RefSeq and is a predicted model, not a curated record. The coding region runs from base 136 to 1017 and encodes 293 amino acids. The transcript has 3 exons.